This is a messenger RNA of Episyrphus balteatus (marmalade hoverfly), 5683 nucleotides long. RefSeq names its product histone-lysine N-methyltransferase trr. Lineage: Eukaryota; Metazoa; Arthropoda; Insecta; Diptera; Syrphidae. Gene Ontology annotation, cellular component: MLL3/4 complex; nucleus. Bases 166 to 5499 code for a protein of 1777 amino acids. The transcript has 8 exons. Gene Ontology annotation, molecular function: histone binding; histone H3K4 methyltransferase activity; transcription coactivator activity. Gene Ontology annotation, biological process: positive regulation of transcription by RNA polymerase II. The record is from RefSeq and is a predicted model, not a curated record.
CAAAUCUUUGCAAGUUAUCGCCCUACACAGCUAUGUUUAUUUUAAUAUUUUCAUCGUCGUGUUGUUAGAAUUGAGUUACAAAUGAAGUUUUAAAGCGAAAUAAUUUUAUUUUAUAAUAUAUUUUUUAGUUAUUUUUCUUUUUCAAAAUUAAACAAUAACCAAGAAAUGCAGAAAAGAGUUCGUAAAAAUUCGGAUUUCAACAACUGUCCAAAAAAACUCAAAUUAGAAAACCCACCACAAAGAACCACAAAUGACCAGGAUAAUAGAAGUGAUACAAAUUUAUUAAAAACUGAAAAUGAAAUUAAAAGUGAAUCAUUAGUUAAAUCGCCAACAACUGCAAAUGCUAUGUCGUCCGUGGAUUCGAUUCAAAGUGAUUUGAGUGAUGUUAAUAAUAUCGUCGAUAAAUCGACUAUUUCAACAUUGAAAACAUUUACAAAGUCAUCCGAUUCUGAAUCUAUGGAUUUUAAAGAAAUUUUUCACACUAAUAAAAUUGAUGCGGAAGCAAGUGCCACCGAUGAAUAUCGUCAGUCGAACUCGCAGCAUCAUUUAAUUGAUGUAAGCAAUUUACAAGAAAAUUCUGAAUCUUUUCAAGAUUCAGGAAAAGAAUCUAUGGAAACGCUGAGUAAUUUCAAGCUACUUCAUCGAGAAAAUGAUAUUUUGAUUGAUUUCGAAACAAAUACUUCGAUUGAUGGUCUCACAAAUAAUCAAUCAAAGGAAGUGUCGGACGCCAGUUCCAUUUGCCUGCCCAAAGAGAAUGAAAUAUUUUCAAUUCUUGAGUCUACAGAUACCAUGAAAAAUACAAUAGAUACAUCUAAAUUAAUGGAGGAUAAGCAAAACCGUCCUCAGGAAGAAAAGAAAACACAGGCUGUCGAUGAUACAGCCAAAGUUUCGAUUGGCAAUACAACCAUAUCUGUGCCGCUCCUUAAACCUUUAAAUUUUAGGAGAAUUGUAACAAACGACGGAAAGUCUGUGUCAAAUAUUGUUCGCAAGGUUAUUAACAUUCGGGGAAAUAAAAUCAAAGCUCCUACAAUUGUGCAGCUCUCUCAGGUGCAUUUAAAUCCAAAGAUUAAUUCAAAGAUCGUUCAAGCUACCCUGGUUGGAAAUAAAAUACAAUUACCAAACAUGGGAUUUAAAUCAACGUCAAGCGGAAGUUUUUCCAAGCAAAAUUUCGUUCAACCUUCUCAAUUGGAUGUAAGCACUUUGCCGAAACAAAUAUUUGAAGAUGAAAUGGUUUUUUUAGACAACACUCCUCAGGUGUCUCAAGGGCAACAGCAUCAACAACAGCAACAAAGCCAAACAUCAGAUGAUGCUGUCGAGACAACAACGAUAAGCAGUCUUUCAGUUGGAAAUAAAACUCUACAAAAGUCUAAGGAAUCAAUAAUUAAACCUGUUACAUAUGAUGAACAGGUACCCAGGAGCAGUCCUUCCUAUAUAAACCAACAAUAUCGUGUUAUAGAAACUGAUUCUAAUGUAUCCAAGUCUUUUGAGAGCCUUACCACAGAAACAACACCAACUACUGUGGUUGUAUCAUCAACCAGUUCUGAGAAUAUACUACCUAGAAUGAGCGCUUCUUUGCCUAAAACCGCCUCAAGGAAUCCCCUAAUUUUGACAGCAAAGACAGUUACUACAUCUGAAGCAGCAAGUGGGAAGGAUACAAAACAAUCAUCCGACAAUACGAUGAUUGGAAAGAUGCUAGAAGACAACUACCUUCUACGCAAACAAAUAACUUUGGCAGUCCAAAAUAAUGUUAAUAGAUUUCAAUUAAAAGUUACUAAAACAAAUGAAGAUAGCAAAGCCAAGAGAGUUGAAAAUAAAAGCUUGGAAUCAAUGGUUCAUAGCCAAAGUCAACAAAAACGUCUCAUCUCAGCACCCGGUACAAUAUUAGGUAAUGAGCCUUCUUCAACAGAAAAAGUUGAAAAGCAAACGAAUCCAAAAUCGGAUGAAACUCAAAAUGUUCUUCUAAAGCACUUACUUCAGUCGUCUAUUACUCAACGUUCUAAUUCGGGAUGCAAUCAGCCAUUGGCUCCUCGGAAACUGGCUACAGUUCGCGCACCAAGCUUGGGUGUUGUCAGUUCUCUAGAAGCCCAAUUGGCUCGUCCAGUUAUACCGCCUGUCUCAUCAGUAGGUGACAUUAAACCGGAAAUAAAAAUACUCAACAAAGGUGUCACAGAUAAACCGAAGAAAACCCUAGCAAAUGAUCGCGAUGUUGUUGUAACGGCUGUUAAGAGUAGACCCGAAAUGAUUUCCAGAGAAACUUCUUUUGUCUCUGCAUUUCCUUCAAAAAAUAAAAAUUUGAAUGAGCUAAAAAGAACCAUUAGUGUUCAAUCCAAUGCUAAUCAGAUUGUACAAGCAGAUGCUACUCCUAAGCCAGUUGCUAUCACGCAGACCCCACAAAAUACCAACAAUAACAUAAGCUCAAUAAAUUUAUUUAAAUUCUUCAAACAGAAAGAACAAACUGUAAGCGAAAGUCCAAAUACCGAAGCAGGUUCUAACAAUGUUCAGAACAAACAUUUCGCACCCCAAGAUAAUUCCGACACAAAAUUGUCGAUUAAAAGCGAAGUUGAAGAUGCUCGAAGCUCCCCGACAGUUAAGACCAAAUUAGUCAAAAUGGAUAUUGAGCAAAAUAUUGAGUUGCGUCGAAAGUUUAAGAGAGAUUAUCAAAAGCACAAGAGGCAGUUAUUACUUCAGAAGGAUCCUCAAAGUCAUCAAAAGAAGAAAUCGCGAAAACUUUCCAAAGCCACUGAAGAUUUUGAUGAAUUUAUUGAACAUAAAGUUGUGCAAAUGAAACAAAUGUUUGUUCUGGAAGUUUUGGAACCACUGUUAUCCACUUUUCUUGGAAUUUGUUCGGUUUAUGGUUAUAAUGAGAAAGUGAGAAAUCAGUAUCCAUAUCAAAUUCCUUCAAAAGAUGAUUUCGGAAAGAUAAAUCUUAUGAAUUAUGUUGACUUUUACUCAGUUGAACCAUACGGAUCAAAUAAAAAUGACAUAACAAAGAACGUGCCCUCAUUUCAAAAUAAAUUUUACGAUGAAGAGUUCUCAACGGUCAAUCAGGAAUCAUGUGAUAGAUUGUAUCAAUUUAUAAAUAACUUGAAGCAUCUACAUUUGCAGCCGCCAUCAGAAAACGUGUAUGUAGUACCACGAUCACCGUCGUGCAAUGAUAUAAAGAAUCAAUCGCUUUUGAACAUGACUUACCCGGGAAUUAAAAUUGAAACUAAUUUCAAUUUAAAUUCUGAAAGAAUGUCACCGGUACUUUCAAUCGUUAAUCCGAAAUAUUUUGGUGGAAUGAUUAAACGCAAAAAGAAAACAAAUGUAAACCUCAAGAAAUGCACGUAUGGCAGCGUCGAAACUGCUGUCAUUUUAAAGCUGUCGUCAUUUGUUGCUGAAAACAUUCUCGACAUUUUGCGAGAUCUUGAUAACUUAUUAAACGUAUAUUCACCUGUAUCUAAUAAGUUACUCAACGAUGAAAAAGCAUAUCGUCGUAAAAGUGUUUAUAUAUCUCGAAUUCAAAAUCUCCAGAAGACAGAAUCUACAAAUAUACAAAACUUUUUAAACGGUACCUACAAAUGCUGCCGCAAUUGUCAUUUGACUAUUAUAUGUGGCAUAGUUGGUGUAGAUUCAAAUUCGAAUAUAAAAAAGAAAAUAUUAGCCGAUAGUUACUUUUGUGAUAAAUUUUGUUGCAUACAGUAUAAAAAGAAAGGUAAAAAGUUUGUUGUUUCACGAAAGAGAGAACGUUGUAUACAAAAUAUUACUAAUAAUAACAACAACAAUAACAACAACGCGGUUGACCGCAGUAUAAAUACAAAUAAUGAGAAAAGCUUUUGUAAUAAUUCAAACUACAAAGUUGUUGGACCGAAUACUUUUUGGAAAUCAAAUUUUAAGGCUUCCACAAGUGAGGAUGCAAAUGAAAUGGCUUUAAAAAUGCGAAUUGCAAUAACUAUUAGUUCAAGUAAGGAUACAAGGCGGUGUGUAUUGUGCAAUCAAAAAGGAGAUUCUUUCGCUGAUGGUUCUUCUAGACUCCUUAAUUAUGACGUUAACAAAUGGGUUCACCUCAAUUGUGCGCUGUGGUCUAAUAGUGUCUAUGAAACUAUUAAUGGAGGCCUCAUGAAUUUGGAACUUACAAUGCAACAAGGAGUGCACCAAAUAUGUACGUUUUGCAAUCAAUAUGGUGCAAGCAUAAAAUGUUUCAAGAUGAGAUGUACACAUAUGUACCAUCUACCUUGUGCUAUCAAAGAGCAAUGUGUUUUUUAUAAAAACAAAACAAUUCACUGUGUUUCGCAUGCUCACAGAAUGGACAAGAAAAAUGAAUUAAAUUCAAUUCGCGUCAAAAGGAGAGUUUACAUUGAACGAGAUGAAAAUAGACAAGUUGCAGCAGUAAUGCACCAUUUGGAGCUUAGCAAUCUUCUCCGAAUUGGCAAUCUAACAUUUAUCAACGUUGGACAGCUUCUACCACAUCAGCUAGAGGCUUUUCAUUCCCGCAACUAUAUUUAUCCAAUUGGCUACAAAAUAAUAAGAUUUUUCUGGUCAAUGAAAAAAUUGAACAAACGAUGCAGAUAUAUUUGCUCAAUCGCUGAAACUAAUGGACGACCUGAAUUUAUUAUUCAGAUACAAGAGCAAUUUGAAAAUGAUGUCGAGAUAAGGGAUAUCUCACCAAAGGCUGUUUGGCAACGAGUUCUUGAUAAAAUUGUGUUGCUUCGAAAAGGACAGUCCAUAGUGCAGCUUUUCACAGAGUUCAUUACUGGCGAAGAUAUGUUCGGCUUGUCAGAGCCUUCAAUUGUUAGAAUUUUGGAGAGCUUGCCUGGCGUAGAAAGCUUGACUGAUUAUAGAUUUAAAUAUGGGCGUAAUCCACUUCUAGAACUUCCAUUGGCUCUUAAUCCAUCGGGUUGUGCUCGAACUGAACCCAAGCAAAAGCAUAUUGUUAAUUGGAAAAAAGCACAUACACAAAGGACAAGUUCUAUUAAUGUUAAAUUUACUCUCUCUCCAUCUUCCUUGGUUGCCGGUGAAGUAGCUUGUCCAUAUAGUAAGCAAUUUGUGCACUCAAAAAGUUCGCAAUAUCGAAAAAUGAAGCAGGAAUGGCGAAAUAAUGUUUAUCUAGCAAGAUCAAAAAUUCAAGGUCUUGGCUUGUAUGCUGCACGUGAUUUAGAAAAACACACAAUGGUAAUUGAGUAUAUUGGACAAGUAAUUCGCACAGAAGUAUCGGAGCUACGAGAAAAGCAAUACGAUUUGAGGAAUAGAGGAAUAUAUAUGUUCAGGCUGGAUGAAGAACGUGUGGUAGAUGCUACACUCUCUGGUGGCUUAGCUCGUUACAUCAAUCAUUCUUGCAAUCCAAAUUGUGUGACUGAAAUAGUCGAUGUUGACAGAGAAUAUAGAAUUAUUAUUUUUGCCAAAAGAAGAAUCAACAAAGGAGAAGAGCUAUCGUACGAUUAUAAAUUUGACAUUGAAGAUGAUGCUCAUAAAAUAUCUUGUAUGUGUGAAGCACCGAAUUGCCGAAAGUGGAUGAAUUAAUAUUAAUUUAAUUAAUAUUUGAUAAAGAUUUGAUAAUAUUAGAAUGUACCAUAAUUAAUAUAAGAACUAAAGUUGCCUUUGUGCAGAAAAUUUUAAAUCUGCACGCAUAUAAGUAUUAGGUUAUUAGCUGUUGUAAAAAUAAAAUAAAUAAAUGAAAUUGGUACAUAACUUUUUUUAAAACGCU